CAUAGUUUAGUUUCGUAACAGUACUACGAUUAAUGCAUUUUGCAAAAAAUGUUAGAUCCAUUUUCAACUUGGACGCUUGGUUAAAUGUACUCUAAUGACAUCAGUGAAAUGAUCAGAAAUUAAUUUGCUCUAAAGACUUGCGAUGAUUGACAUGAAAGUCGCAAAUCAUGCUCGAUUACUAAAGCCGAAUGAGCUCGUAUUCAUUACAAUAUGAAUCAUUAUGAACACGUGUAUCGGCAGUAUCAGGAAAUGUCUAUUUGCCUAGUAUACUAUUGCAAGCGGCUCUCUUGAGCUUUUAAAAGUCAUGUAUAGUUACCAGCAGCCGACGCACAAGUGUUUAACCUAUAUAUGCACAUUUUGAUGUCUCGAUUCUCGAAUCGCGUCACGGUCCUAGCUUCAUCUAUAUGAGAUAGGACUGAUUCUGUUCUGUCCUGCAUAUAACGCUGCUCUUGCAACAUUUAUCUAAACACUCAGCCAAGUGCAACCCAAGUUAAACAUUGUCAACUAGCCGCAGCCUCUGCUGUCUGUGAUAUGUGCACAUACGAGCGGGUGUAAAGAGGCCUCAUUUACACCUCCCUCCGCACGCAUUACUUAAUUGAAUUAUUACAUCAACUCUGCUGCUGAUCGUGUAAUCGAUUCAGUAAUUCCUUUUUCAGCGAUACGAUUUACAGCAAACUAUGUGUUUGCUGCUUUGAGUUUGAGCGUCCAUCGUUGGCGAUAAACUAGAUUCGUUUAUCUUUCACUUUGACCGAAUAAUGUGUAGCACUAGAACACAGAGCUCGCCAAUUAGUCUGAUCGAUACGGCCUAUUGAUUUCUUUUUGCAGACCAGUUGAAUUUAAAAUCAAUUGACACAAUGCCUAGUAAAAAUAAAGAACGCCUUCAAGGUUCCCCUCGCACUGCAAAAUGUGCAGAAGAUCAGAGUUAUGAAGAUUCCAGCGGUGGACAUAAACUUCAUACAGAUGGGGACAGUUUUCCACAUAUCAAUGAAAGACCAGUGGAAAAAAUAUCAAUAGAGUUUUUCUAUCAGCCACACACCAUUACUCUACUGCUCAUAUCUAUAUGUUUUGUCAUCUAUUUUGCAUUUGCCAGGAAUACCUCUAAUGUUGAAGAAAAUCUGUGGGCUGGUCUAUUAGCAAUUAUAUUUUUCUUUUUAGUUAUAUCGGUUUUAACAUUUCCAAAUGGUCCAUUCACUCGACCACAUCCAGCACUAUGGCGUAUAGUAUUUGGUUGCAGUGUAUUAUAUGAAAUGUUCCUACUUUUCACAUUAUUUCAAGAUUAUGAUACUGCUCGAAAGGUUUUUUUCUGGAUUGAUCCAAGACUAGCUAAUUUUCGUAUUGACAUGGAUAAAGAAUAUGGAGUGAACUGUUCUCAAAUAAAUAUAGAAAAAUUUUGGAACCACAUUGAUGUAUUUGCUGCAGCCCAUUUCUUUGGUUGGAUGUUCAAAGCUGUGUUAAUUAGACAUUUAGGUUUACUUUGGGCUGUGAGUGUUAUGUGGGAAGUGACUGAAAUAGCUUUCACCCACCUUUUACCCAACUUUGCUGAAUGUUGGUGGGAUGCUCUCAUACUUGAUGUACUCUUAUGUAAUGGUUUGGGAAUAUGGGUAGGAUUGAAAAUCUGUCAAAUGCUUGAAAUGAGAGAAUAUAAAUGGGUCAGUAUCAAAGAUAUUAGAAGUACAACGGGAAAAUUAAAAAGGGCUGCAUUACAAUUUACUCCUGAAAGCUGGACAACUGUCAGGUGGUUGGAUCCAACUUGUACUCACAUGAGAUUUGUUGCACUUUGCCAGCUUGUAAUAUUUUGGCAAGUUUCUGAACUAAAUACAUUUUUCUUAAAGCAUGUUUAUGAAUUUCCACCUUCACACAUACUUGUUAUAGCAAGGCUUGCUUUAAUUGGUGUUAUUGUAGCACCAUCUGUAAGGCAAUACUAUUUAUAUGUGACUGAACCAACUUGUAGUAGAGUUGGCAUGCAGUGUUGGGUUUAUGGAGCCAUUAUGGUAACAGAAGCACUGCUUUGUAUAAGGCAUGGCGCGGAAUUGUUUGAACGAACCCAAGCCCUUAACAUUCUUGUUUGGCUUUUGUGUCAAUCAUUAGUUUCAGUGCUGUGUGUUUAUGGUUGCGUUCUUUGGCAUCGAUACUUUGCUAAAUGCGCUCAAGAGGAUCUUGUGGACGCUACAUCCGGAAGUGGAAUCCUGGAAGACGAUAUUCAGUUGGACUCCAGUGAAAACAAAAAAACCCUCUAGGAAACUGAAAACUAAAAUGACGAACAACAGUAAUUGUAAGCUCUAGUCGCGCAAAUGCCAUUUAUUAUAAAAAAGCGAGACUGGCAUUAAUUUAAUGCUGCAGUUAGAGAGUGAUUGGAAUUAUAAAAAUAUUUGGUUCUAUGUUCACAUAUUUCUUUGUUAUAAACGUGUAGCCUCAGUACACAGGAAGUAUGCGAUACAUUCACAGAAAUGAAACUGUUGAAUUUACUUUAAUUAUCAAAACUUAUCAUUUUUUCCAUCGCCUCAUAGCAAAAAUGAAACUAAGUAUAAGUAGAAUGAAUUUUUGUAAAUUAAACGUUCACAUAGAAGAAGAUAAGGCAAACUAAAAACUGUACUUUGAAUUUUAUAGUCGUUCAUUGCUCUUAGCAAGUAAAAUUGUGUAUAAACUUUUUUCAACUUUAA
Messenger RNA from Trichogramma pretiosum, 2660 nucleotides. It is a transcript of the gene l(3)77CDf, whose product is annotated as phosphatidylserine synthase 1. Bases 855 to 2237 code for a protein of 460 amino acids. Gene Ontology annotation, biological process: phosphatidylserine biosynthetic process. NCBI's taxonomy places the organism in Eukaryota, Metazoa, Arthropoda, Insecta, Hymenoptera, Trichogrammatidae. The transcript is spliced from 6 exons. Gene Ontology annotation, molecular function: L-serine-phosphatidylethanolamine phosphatidyltransferase activity. The record is from RefSeq and is a predicted model, not a curated record.